AUGUCUCUGGCUGCAAAGUCCCUUGUGCUCAUCGAGGUGGACGAUUUGAUCGUCUCCGGAGAUGCUAAGGUGCUUUCGAGUUUGAAGGAGCGCCUCUUUGAGCGCUUCAAGUUCGGUAAAUGGGAAGAGGGGGAGGCUGACUAUGCGGGGCGGCACAUCCAGCAGAAGGGAACGAAGAUAAUCGUAGAUCAGGAGAAAUAUGUCCGAGAGCAACUGACCCCCAUUGCCCUUGACAAGCAUCGCCGAGGGGAGACCUCGAGCGCCUUGACUGCCGCGGAAAUUUCGUCUUACAGGACGACCGUGGCCCAGAUCCAGUGGCUGGCGCGCGAGUCGCGUCCAGAUGUCUGCGGCAGCGCCUCGUUGUUGGCGGCCGCUUUGCCUGAGCCGACAGUCGAGGGCGCCCUGAUGGCGAAUAAGGCAGCUGGAUGGCUCGUGUUUGCAGCGGAUGGUGCCAUUCGCGAGAACCGCCGUGCGAGAGUGAGCCUGCUGUCGUGGCGUAGCCAGCGGCUCAAGAGAGUCGUG
Messenger RNA from Prorocentrum cordatum, 522 nucleotides. Lineage: Eukaryota; Dinophyceae; Prorocentrales; Prorocentraceae. The record is from the annotation of a GenBank genome assembly.